AUGCCGUCAACUACUGAUGAACUCAAGUCCCGCUUCCCGGACUUGGAGUGGUUUCCUCUGCCUACACCAGAAGAGCACCCCAGGUUUAUCUACGAACCUUCUCAAUCUGGAUCCACUGUCCUAGGGAAGGGUCACACUCGCUCACCCGGACGCCGAGCCUUUCCAACUGAAACCAUUUUUGAACAAGAUGUCGCGAUUCAGAUGCGAGACGGGAUUACGAUCUACGCCGACAUAUUCCGUCCCGUUGGCUCAGAUCAUGAGCACCCAGUCCCGGCAAUCUUACCCUGGAGCCCAUAUGGCAAGACUGGCACCGGAGUUCAGCAGUAUGAAAACAUGGCCCCUUUCCGAGUUGGUCUGAGAUUGGAACAGACGUCCGGUUACGAAAAGUUCGAAGGUCCUGAUCCCGCUGAGUGGAUGCAUCGUGGGUACGCCAUUGUGAAUAUCGAUGCUCGCGGUGCCGGUCGAUCCGAAGGAAAUCUAGUUUUCUGGGGGCAGCAAGAGGCGGAAGACAUCUAUGACACUAUUGAGUGGAUCUCCAACCAACCAUGGUGUAGUGGCUCCGUCGGUAUGGCCGGCAACUCAUGGUUGGCAAUCUCCCAGAUCAACUUUGGAUCUCGUCUAGAACAUCCGGCUCUCAAAGCCCUAGCACCAUGGGAAUGUCGAAACGAUAUCUAUCGCGACUCUCUCGUUCGGGGGGGGAGAAAACACAACCCCGGCCUCCAUAAAUUCCUUCUCGCUGGAUUUGCUGGUCCAAAUUCAGCUGAGAAUAUGCCCGCGAUGAUCCAUAAGCGGCCGCUCUUCGAUGAAUAUUGGGAGAGCAAAUAUAUCAACACCGUGAAUAUCAACGUUCCGCUUUACGUUGUUGCGUCUUAUUCGUCCCAGCUUCAUAGUCGCGGCGCUUUCCAUACCUUCCGGACCGCAAAGUCAUCUAAAAAGUGGCUACGUGUCCAUCCAUAUCAGGAAUGGUACGAUCUGUAUCGACCAGACAUGGUCGAUGAUCUUCAGAAAUACUUUGAUCGAUUUUUGAAAGGUAUUGACAAUGACUGGGAGCUGACCACGCCGAAGGUCCGCCUAUCUCUACUCGGGUUUGAAGCUGGAGGUGGCUUGAUUCAGACUGUACGCGAACGACCGGAAUCUGACUGGCCCGUGCCUCGUCAGAGCCUGAAGACGCUAUUCUUAAAUGCUUCAACCAAGAAGCUUCAAGUUGACAAGCCUUCUAAUAUCUCUUCUUGCUCGCAUUCUGGGGAAGAUAUGGAGGCCACCUCGGAUUUUAUUUUUAAUUUCCACGAUUAUACAGAGCUUGCUGGCUAUGCUAAAGCAGAACUCUGGAUGUCAUGCAAGGAACACGAUGAUUUUGACGUCGCGGUGCAGAUUAGAAAGAUCUCGAAAGAUGGAAAACCCUUAGAGCACCUUAACUAUCCGUGCCCGGUGGAAAUCGAGAAGGUUCCGAACGUGAACACGGCUAAGGCUUUGGGACCGCAGGGCUUCCUACGUGCCUCGCAUUCAUGCACACAGGUUGAGGAGUUGUCUACUCAGCAAGAAGUGUUCUACCAACACGAUCGGCGCGAAGCUGUUCGCCCAGGGUCAGUCGCUAAGCUUGAGAUCACAUUCUGGCCCAUGGGUAUGAUCUUUGCGCCUGGCGAAGGUAUCAUGCUUCGGGUCUCAGGUCAUGAUAUGUGCUACCCAGAGACGGACAAAAUCCCACCAGCAUCGAUCAACAACGAGAAUGUGGGAAAUCACGUUGUUCACACUGGUGGCGACCAUGAUUCGAAAUUGAUCCUGCCAUUUAUUUGA
This is a messenger RNA of Penicillium daleae, 1794 nucleotides long. RefSeq names its product CocE/NonD family hydrolase. The record is from RefSeq and is a predicted model, not a curated record. The transcript has 2 exons. The coding region runs from base 1 to 1794 and encodes 597 amino acids. NCBI's taxonomy places the organism in Eukaryota, Fungi, Ascomycota, Eurotiomycetes, Eurotiales, Aspergillaceae. Gene Ontology annotation, molecular function: dipeptidyl-peptidase activity.